Cataglyphis hispanica is the source of this 1444-nucleotide messenger RNA. RefSeq names its product protein FAM133A-like. Gene Ontology annotation, biological process: nucleosome assembly. Lineage: Eukaryota; Metazoa; Arthropoda; Insecta; Hymenoptera; Formicidae. Bases 1 to 978 code for a protein of 325 amino acids. The transcript has 5 exons. The record is from RefSeq and is a predicted model, not a curated record. Gene Ontology annotation, cellular component: nucleosome. Gene Ontology annotation, molecular function: DNA binding.
AUGGUUCGACCGUCGAAUCCUCGACUCAUGGCUCGCGUGUUAGACGCAGUGACGAAUCUUGGCAACACCAGAGGUUCAUCGGCUCGCGAAGUCCUCAGUUUUAUCCGGCAGAGUAACGUAUCACCCAAGAAUCUGACGCUGCAGGUGCAUCGAGCUUUAAAACAUGCGGUGAACGCCGGACUUUUACGACAUAGGAGUGGUCGUUACAAAGCAUUGGCUACUCUGAAUCCCACUUCUGUCUCUACUCCACCUGCCACCAAGGAAUCAACUAAUGGCGAUAAAAAAACUGAGGAGAAGAAAGCGAAAUCCGACGAACAAGCGCCGAUCGACAAGACGGAAGCCUCUUCUCAUCGAACACAGGAGCGCAAAAAAAGAACCAAGUCACGGAGACGAAGCAGUAGACAUCGCAGUAAUAAAAUAAGAAGGAGAUCGCGACGCUCGCCAUAUCCUAAACGAUCCAAUACGUCCAUUAAAAAUCGAAAGCGACGGCAGCGAAAGCAUAGGUACGAGAACGAGGAAUUCGAGGAUCAGUCAUCCGGACGGUACAUCUUGCACGAAAGGGACGACGAGUCAUCCGUACCAUUCAAUCGCAAAACGAAACGUUCGAGAGUAUCCAAGCGAGAGCUCGAGUCCGAUUUCUCCGAGGAGAGCGAUCGUGAAAGCGACGCGAACCGGAAACGCGUUUCCCGAUCGAGUAAACCAUUGUAUCGAGAACCGAGAUGCAAAGAAACGCGGGCGAAAUCGAGAGGCAGAUCAGCAUCGCGAGCUCGUAGUCCGCAGAUGCUGCAACGAACUGUGCAGCCACGACAGUAUCCGAUCGAGGAAGUCGGAAAUGAUAGGCAGCAAUACGAUGAAGAUCACGAGUCGACGGAGCGUGACUUGGCGCGUCGGGAAGCGCACGAGGAGGAAGAUGUCGAGGGGGCUCGCGAGCCGAAUGGCAGCAACAGCGGCAGCACCCUGGAGAAUUCGAGAGACUGAGAGAAAAAAUCGCAUCUUUUCAUUCUAUAUCUUUCUGCACUUUUUUCCCUUUCUCUUUUUCUCCGCUCAUUUCGAUAUAGUCUUUCACUACUAUUUUUUUUUAACGAUUGUAUACAUCAAUUUAUUUUGUUUUCUAUUUUCUUGUCUUGUUUUAAGUGAUAAAUUUUUUGAGCACUUUAAUCGUGUAAAGACAGCUUGAAAUAUAUACCCGCGUGUGUUCUAGAAAGUUUUAUACAUUUUAUAUAAAGUGUCCACCACCACUUUUACAACGUAUUGUUUUUCAUUAGGUUCCUCAACCAAUUUUAAAUUGAUUUUAUUUUUAUUAGAACAUCACAAACGAAGUCAUGGCAUUUAACUUUCGAUUUUGUAGCUUUAAAUUAUGUAAAUACUUGUAAAAGUAAAUUAUAUAAAUACAUUAUCAUAUAUGUUUAUAUACUAGGGACGAUGAAAUCAUUAGUAAUUUAUG